Messenger RNA from Phytophthora infestans T30-4, 1343 nucleotides. RefSeq lists its product as uncharacterized. The transcript is spliced from 6 exons. The record is from RefSeq and is a predicted model, not a curated record. The coding region runs from base 444 to 1343 and encodes 299 amino acids. Lineage: Eukaryota; Oomycota; Peronosporomycetes; Peronosporales; Peronosporaceae.
AGAUACUCGAGGUCUUGAGGGUCCAAGUCGUCGUACCACGCGACGUUGGGGAGGAAGGACGAAUCCUGCGUCGAUCUCGGGCUUUCGGUUGCGUCUUCUGUGUGUCUUUGGGUCAUCUCUCUGCGCUUUUGGUCGACACGGCGUUGAUUCACGUUUGCCUUCAUUCGAUGGUACGAAGAUUGGACUUGAAGACAUAUUGAAGAAUCAAGUUGAAAAGUGAGCAAGUUCAAACCACUGAAAAACGCAUAGAGAACAUCAUUCAUUCUAGCCACGUGUCGUGAUUUUGUACGGUACUGACGUGUCUUGAGAUACAUCAGGGCCUUAGCCGCUGGGUACAAAGCUGCGUCCGUGUACUUCAAACGGAUAAGUCCGUCUUCAAGCUAUUGUUAGUAUAUUCUUGACCUUUUCUAGUCAACGGUGGCCAGUUCGUUGCCUCAUUAUUGAUGGAAACCUCCAAGUCCUCGCCCCGAAGAACUCGUCGAUCAGAUGGGCCUAUUGCUACUCCUCUGGAAUGUUUUCGACAAGGGAAAGAUAGCGAAUCCAUGAGGAACGCUCUCGCUGAGCUGGCCAUGAGACUUGUGGAUGCCGACGACCGCGAGGAUUUUCGAAAAGCCGAUGGUGUCACUGCUAUCGUGGAUCAUUUAGCACGCAUUCUGGAAGAACAAGCAACGCUCAGCUACGCAUGGAGCACGUCUGAGGCCUUCGGAACAGCGUACAUGCUCGCUCUAUGUAGGUGGGAGGAAUACGAAGUACACGACUCGCUUCAGCUUACGCUGGUCGCUAUUUGUCACGCCAGCAUCGAUUCGGAUAUCUCAGCGGAGAUGCACGAACUUGGAACACUUGAAAUUCUAUACCGGACUCUGAGUGUUAUUCCAGAGCAACUCAGCGACUACGUGCCGUUUGAACUCGCAGCUGAAUUUCUCACCAACAUCGCAGCAGCCGAGUCAAGUCGUUCGGCGGCUACACCCGAGAGGCUGUCAGCAACUUUAUCGCUGUUUUUACGAGCUGGUACAGAUCCACAUACUGCGACUUUGGGUAUUGCAUUGUCCGAUCUGCUGUGUAAUUUGUGCUGCGAUCAAGCGUGCAGUCUACUACUGAUAUGCGAGCUGGACACUCGUCGCCCGCGAGGUCAUUUACGUCACAGUGGUGUCGUGUACCUUGCCGAACUCACUGACAAAUCUCAAGAUGGCGCACUCAAACAGAGCAUGGAGGCACUCGUUCACAAUCUCUCGUGGAGCGAUCCCGCAGGUAAACGCAGCAUCCAAAAACUCGCCUUAUCCAGCUUCAUGCAUAGGUUCGCAGUAGAGCCAACAAUAAACAGUUAUGUAAAAAUAGGGACGUGA